Molecule: messenger RNA, 5888 nt
Organism: Hyalella azteca
Lineage: Eukaryota; Metazoa; Arthropoda; Malacostraca; Amphipoda; Hyalellidae
Exons: 3
Coding region: 382-5004 (1540 amino acids)
Molecular function (GO): ubiquitin binding
Source: RefSeq, a predicted model, not a curated record
AGUAUCUAAUUAAAACUACAGCAUUUUACCUACUGAGUGUUGGAUGUGGUAAAUUAUUUUAAAACAUUUUUAAAGUUGUAAAUCAGUAAAAAAGUGGAAUUCAGCUUGUUGGAGGCGUCUGAAAAUUACUUCACAAACUUCAGCAAGUGAUCAAACCUGUGUCAGUGAUUUGAACUUAAACUUAAACCCUAAAUUUAGGCUCCUACUUGAACUUCAACUAGCGACCAAAUUCCUCAAGUUACAAGCUGCUGGACUAGUGACCCAACUCCAAGUUUCAUCAUUAGCUGUGGAGGGUGAACCUCAUCUGUGUUGACGCCAUCACCUCUGCAACAGAGUUUCAUCAGAAGGAAGCCUUCAGAACCAAGAAACAAUCCCGGCAAAAUGACCGAGAAAGGGCACAUUCUCACCCAAUUUGAAGAAGUGUAUGGGAAGCACCUGGAGCAUGAGGUCAUAAAAACCAUCCUCCAAAGUGUUCAAUGGAACACGAAAACCGCCCUCGAGGCCUUCAGCUCCAUGGUAGACGAGGCCAGCCUUUCUGUCGCCGCGAAGGCAAAAAUCGCCAAACUUGCUAGUCUCACCGUCUGCUCAAACGGACCUCAAGAAAACCUAGAGUUCGCAAUUAUUCCUGAUGCUGAAGCAACUUCUCUGCUUCACAACCCUACCCCACCUUCAGUUCCGCACAACUCACCUUCAGUUUUGCCUAAAAUAAACUCAUCUCAAGACUACCGGAACUGUCAAGCAGACAAGAGGAAUUCGUCUAACGAUUCAAGUGUUGGGGCGGAGGCCAUGGGUCGAACAUCCCCAACCGAAUGGCCCCAGACGAAGACCUUCAAAGCGAACAACAACAACGUAAACUGCAAGGUCACAAACUUGUCCCGGAACCCAACCUUUACAAACGAACAUCGCACAUAUGACAAAUUCCUCAGCGAUGCCACUCAGCUCAAGAAAGGCCUGCCUGUGUCGGAGGCGAACAAGUCUAAUCACAUGAUGGCCAUGUCGGUAACAGAGAAGCCCACAUGCAUGAUGCAGCUCAUAGAAGUGAUGCUCAGCAACGGUACCGAGAUCCUUGUCAUCAUGCGGGGGUUACCGGGCAGUGGUAAAUCCACACUUGCUAGGAAAAUUACCAACGGCCGCGGGAUCAUCUUGAGUGCUGAUGAUUUCUUUGUGACCGCCAGCGGACACUACGCCUACAACCCUGACCAGAUCUCGGAGGCCCAUGAGUGGGCCCAGCGUAAAGCUCGCGACGCAAUCAGGCGCCACGUGAACCCCGUCGUCAUCGAUAACACUAACCUGCAGAAGUGGGAAAUGAGACCCUAUGUUUUGAUGGCUCUCGAAAUGAAUUAUAAAGUUGAAUUUUUAGAGCCAGAUACGUCGUGGAGGUAUAACAGUAGGGAAUUAGCUCGUAGAACCAGGCAUAACGUUCCAAGGGAAAAAAUAGAAUCUAUGAUGGAUAGAUUUGAAAGGAAUGUGAAAUUGAAAGAUUUCGAUAUUCCAGCUAAAUUUCUUAAUAAUGUUAAUUGCAAUUUUACUAACAAAGUUAGUAACACAACAAAUGGGGUAGCUUUCAGUCAUCUUCAAAAGGGUUAUAACGUACCAUCGUUCACUCCUGGCAGAUCAAAUUUUAGCGUUCCCUGUUCAUUACCCAUCGUAGCUAAAAUCCAUCAAUCUUCGGUGCUUGCUCCUCCUGAUUCUUCCAACAGUAUUCCAUCUGCUACGCGUGCCUCUCUUCCUUAUUCCUCCACAUCACCACCUUCAGCAUCUGCGUUAUCAAAUGAUUCCUCCACCUUACUACAUGAGUUCUCUCCUUCACCACGCGUUUCUCCAUCGGCACCACCUGAAUCACCAAGAGCACCUCUUGCUACCUCAACGGCAUCACCUAUACCUUCAACUGAACAUGUGGAUUCGUGCUCUUCACCUCCGCAUUCUGCCCCUCUUCUUCUUAGCGAUUCCGUACCGCAUGGUCUGACUUUACAAUCCUCGGCUGAAAUUUUUGAUAAAGAGGCCUCUUCUACUGCUCAUAUUGCUCUUGCCUCGCUCAUUUCCACUGCAGCCUCCGUUUCCACUGCCACCUCCAUUUCCACUGCCACCUCCAUUUCCACUGCAGUCCCCAUUCCUACUGGAGUCCCCAUUUCCUCUGCCGCCUCCAUUUCCACUGCAGUCCCCAUUUCCACGGCAGCCCCCAUUCCUACUGCAGCUACCAUUUCUGCAGCCGAUAAUAUUCCUACUGUCGCUCCUAUUUCUGAGUUUUCAGUAAAGGCAAUAGUUAAUGCCUACAAGGAAAGCCUUGAGAGCGACUAUUUGGUUCCAUCGCGUGAAGCCUCUCCCGUUAUAUUCGACAGCGACGAGUUCGAAGAUAUCGUCGACAGCUUAGACGUGGAGGUUGGUAAGCAGAUUCAGAAGACGGGUGAGACCAGUAGACCGCCACCUGUCGAAGAUGAACAGAAUGAUUCGGCCACCGAAGACGCUAAAAUGUACCAGCUAUGUGAGGACUUGGAAGACAAACUCGGUGAUACCAUAUCGUCCUUAAUUCGUCCUACGCUUGUUAGAGCCACCGAAGAUUAUCAUAACGAUAACGCCUUUGACGGAGAAAGUUCAUUGUUGCCUAACCUUGACACGCCUACGCGGAAGAGUAUAAAAGUCCCUGACCUGGACACCGUGACCGAAGAAAUUACGCAGGACCUUAGUAAAUUAAAUACCCGCGAGGAUGACGCGGCGGGUUCUGUCUCGGAUGCGACGUCUAACGAUGCUUCGAGUGUGGAGCUCGUGAAGGAGGACGAUGCGUUGGAAAAGGUUCACGAAGACGAAUGGGAUUGCGUACGUGAUUCCAGCAAGGUCUCCUGGGACGAAGAAACGGAAGGAAAACUUCCUUCUUUCGAAGCUCCGUUAGAAGCGCGUGCCGUUACUCGGGUUCGAAAACACCAAUCGAAUGAUGACGAUCUCGUGGAAGUCAUAGAUUUGAAGAAACCAUCUAAUGAGCCGGUGGUUGAUGAUGGAUGGAACGCGAGCCCCGACGUCAACAGCUGGAAUGAUGACACAGAUUAUAAUUUUCAAAUCACAGCUAUGCGUCAAACAGGUGCCGUACCAAAGAGAAGUCGAGAACCAAAGAAGGACACUCCCUGUCGCCCGCAUGCUUCUGACUCUAGCUUUGGUAGCAUCAUUCAUAACAAUCUGGUGGAACAUUUAGAAAAAAGCUCGCAGACUGACUUCAAUAUAACUCUCGGUGUUAAUUCACUAACUGUUCUGUUCGGUAACGCCCGCGGCUUCGUGUCGAGCGGUCCUCCUGACGUGACGGUGGAAGGUCCCAUGACGCGCGGUAGUCUGCGCCUCGAUAAGGGCACCAUGACGGACGAGCUGCAAGUACAGGACGUAAAGGCCGAAGUUCAGCACUUGAAAUGCUUCUUUCCUAGCAUUCCUGACGACAGCCUCGAAGACAUCCUCGAGAAAUGCAACAAUGACGUGGACUGGGCCAUGAACGUUUUAUUAGAUGGCGGAUAUAAAAUUGCUGGGGAUGGCGGCGAGUUGAUUGAUUACUCGUUCCCUGAUUCAGGCAAGUCAAGUUGCUCCAACUCCUUGAUGAGUUCAAGCUCGGAACUGCCGUCCAGGUCGUCGUCUCCGAACAGAAUUAAGAAGAAAACAAGGCGCAGAAAAAAUAAAGCGAAACGUCAGCCGUGCGAAGAGUUCCCUUCCCUAAGCCGGUCUCCGCUUCUCAAGCUCCAGACGAAGGAUAGUGAACUGAGAUCCACUUCUUCGUCACCGGCGUUGGGGAAAAGCGCUUCACCAUCAAACUCUGAUGGGGUCUCCAAUUCAGCUGAAAAUAGUGUUUCGGUUGACGAUUAUAAGAACUUUGAUAAGGUAUCGCUUGAACUUGAUUCCUUAUUCGCGCAUCAGUUGGUAAACAUUUUUGGGCCAGUCGGCAAUCUGGAUUUGAAUCAUUCGUUCACUGCCGGUGAACGUAGAAUUUACCUCCCGCUUCGUCUGUGCAAAGAAAUUCAUGAAGUGUGGAACCAGACGAUGAGUAAAGAUUUGGGGCAGCAAGACUCCAGGACCCACCAACUUCAUAUUUCCGACGCGGCUUAUGCCAUGCAACUGCAGAUGGAAGAAGACAACCACAAGACCAACAGAGAUGGCAGUGGAAGCAGCGGCAGCCCUCCUAGUUUUUUUGAAGGUUUCGGUUGCAGUGAACCACCCACAAGCCUUCGGGAAAUCAUGGACCUUGAGAAAGCCUUCCAGCGCAGCGUCAAGAAGGACCCUAUGAACAGCAUGGCUCUCCGGCUCUCAGAGCGACGGCUGUGCAGCGAGUUCACCCACGUGGACGCGAACGUGGUGAAGGAUACGCUCAUGGAAUGCAAAGGGAAGUACGAAGAUGCCAUGGCCAUCCUCGUGGCCAACUUUGGGGCGGCACCCGUGGGCGGCCAAAAGCCCGUUACCGAGAUGGCCGAGGCGGUCAGAGAUACCGAGGAGAUGGCGCUCCUGGAACAACAACUCAGGCAGGAUAUGGACUCCGGCUCUUCCAUCAUCGAGAAUACCAAGGGCAUGUGGGGCGAGUACGAGCUGUACCAAAGUCUGCGCAAGACUACGCUGGAAAAAGCCAGCCUCGUGACAGGCCCGAACGCCCCGCUCAUCAAGAGCCACUACAUGCAGCAGGCCGCGCAGUUCGCCCUCAAGAUGAAGGCUGCCGAAGACGAAACGAACAUGAAGGUCCUGCAGCAGCGCAACUUGGGACGUGAUCCUAACACGCUGGAUCUGCACGUCCUGACGGUUCCUGCCAGUCUGCUGGCCUGUGAGAGGUUCUUGCAGGAGAGGCUGCAGGCCCUGCAGACGUAUGCUGACGCGGGAGGUCCUCGCAAGAUGACCCUGACUUUCAUCACAGGAUGGGGCAGACAUUCACAGCAGGGCAAGAGUAAAAUUAGGCCUGCUGUACGGAAUUUGCUGGAAAAGAAGGGGUAUAGGAUUAGGACUGAGGAAAAGAAUCCGGGUGUUAUAACCUGUAUUAUAUCCCUCUGAUGGCUCGCCAUCGUCGCGCUUCUUUGCCGAACACGAGGCGUGACGUCUCGAUUUUACGCUCUCAGUUGUCCGGUGUUUUAUGUACAUAAAUUUUCAAUUGUGUUGAUUUGCGUUAAUUGUAUUAGGGGUUAUUCAUGUAUUUUGCACCAUUUUUGCCGGCUUUUAAGAUACUAUAGGGAUGAAAUAUUUUUAGACCAACUUCACUUCGUUCUUGAAAAUAAUAUUGCGAACUAAAUCAAUUCUUUGGCAUCACUUUUUAGUAUGAGUGUUAGUAUUGAUUAUUUCGGUGAUUUUUUUAAGCACAAAUUUUAGCUUUCUAUUUUGCAAUACGUGCAUAAUAAUUGUAUUCUACAUUAAUUACGAGCUACCAUGCUUUUAACUUAACGUUGAUUUUUUUAUCGUUGUUAGCUGCAUUUAACUUGUCGUAUUAAUGUUGAUGGCUGUUUAAUGUUGGCUUUUGUGUGUGUGAAAUUCUUUGCAAUCCGCAAUUGUUAAAUAUUUGUACUUUUUAAUACGUGUACUAUUAGUAAUAAGUGAAUGUGUUUAAAGUCCAAACUUCUAGCGUGUGCCGACGAAAAACUUCGGAUCCCUCUGAAGUAUUUUAAUAUUCUUGAACAGUAAAUUUUAUUUUCAUUAUUGUAACGAAAAAUUCUGCAAGAUAAACUUGAUUAUCAGUCUUAUGGUAAUUGCAUUAACGUCUUUAAUUAAUUAUGAGCUCCAUUGAUUAGUUAUUUUAAAUCUAAGCUCCAUGAGUUCACUCCAUGAUUUUCCUCAUUGAAUUCGAAAUCCGCAAGUUCAACAUUAUUAGUUCGGCUUCAAAUUUGCCUAUCCAAUUGUCACUUGUGUAUUAUGAUUUGCUUUUCAAUUGAAUAUUCAACAGAUAA